Uloborus diversus is the source of this 2336-nucleotide messenger RNA. RefSeq names its product alpha-scruin-like. The record is from RefSeq and is a predicted model, not a curated record. Bases 1375 to 2250 code for a protein of 291 amino acids. The transcript is spliced from 13 exons. NCBI's taxonomy places the organism in Eukaryota, Metazoa, Arthropoda, Arachnida, Araneae, Uloboridae. Gene Ontology annotation, molecular function: protein binding.
CUUGGAUAUUGUUGUUCCUGUUUAUUCUGGAGCUUCUUCAACGUCAUUGUUUUGUGGUGCGUUGUCUUUGAGAGGAAAUGAUGCUUCAAAAGAUCAGGCACCUUUGAAUAACUUUUUCUUUAGAUUACCAAAAUAUCUGGACCCUAAUUUGGAUAUCCUUGAAAAAUUGCCUUCUAUUGAUGUUUCUUUCGAAUCUGAUAUGAAUCAACCUUGGAAUACUGCACCUUACUUUUUGGAUAUUCCACCAUCACCAUUGGAUCUCAAAAACGAUGAAGACUCCAUUUUAAUAUUCGGAGGCUUAGAUAUAAAGAAAAAUGUUAAUAACUGGCUGGAAGCUUCAAUUUUAGGUUGCUCAAUAUUUCAAUACUUUCUUGAUUCUGGAGACUUUUACUACUGGGGAUCUAUGUUAGAACCUAAAUGCUACCAUGCAGUUAGUGUGGUUGGCUUGUAUGCAUAUAUUAGUGGAGGAUAUUCGCACAUCAAGUGUCAGAAUGGAGAAAUGAAGCCCAUCUCUUCCACUGACAGAUUAAAUCUGAAAACUAAGGAAUGGAAAAAGUGUUCAAGCAUGAAUGUUGCUCGUGCAGCUCAUGCUAUGGUUGUAUUUGAAAACUGUUUAUAUGUUUUUGGAGGUCGAGGACUAUAUGGAAGAACAAUAUCUUCAGUUGAAGUUUAUGAUCCCAGAGAAGAUAUUUGGUUAAAGAUUUGCGAACUUCCUUUUCCUGCCAUGGGUUUAUCAGCAAUUCCAUUCUCUGAUGUAAUAUGGAUAAUUGGUGGUAUCACUACACAUGAUAUGAAAAAUAAAAAAGACUCCGUUCUGUCAUAUGUCUACCAAUUUUCACCAUCCACUAAAAGUUGGACUGUCAUGAAAUCACUGCCUGAACCACGAGGAUAUGCUAUGUGCACUUAUGCUUUUGGUGGUGUCUGGGUGUUUGGGGGUUGCCAUCUUUUGAAGGAAGAUGACGAUACUAUGAGCAGUUGCUCUUCUGUUUUUUAUUUGCCUUUACAUACUAAGCUUUCAAACUGGCAAACAAUGUCAUCCCUUUCAUAUUCAAGACAUGCCUUUUCUGCUUCAUUAUCAGGCAGAAAUUUAUAUGUUUUUGGUGGUAUUGAGUCAUCAAAAAGUAGUACAAGUGACAAAGUGGAAAUUUAUGACCUUAAACAAUAUUACUCUAAGGAAUAUGCAGUAUUACCAGCCUGCAUUGGAGGCAGUAACUGUGUUUAUCUAAAUCCGCAACAUUCAAGAUUUGUACCAGAAAAGAAAGGAAUAUAAACCUCCUACCUUUCCACUUUCCUUACCAACUGUAACUUCUAAGACCAUUCUAACUUCACCUGUUAUUUUGAUACUGGGAGGGGAGAGUAGAAAUAAAUCGACCAAUGAUUUUCUUGCCCCAGGAAAAUGUAUGGGAGUGUGCUGGCUUUUUAGCUAAACCUCGAUGUCAUCAUACUGCUGUCUUUUUGGCCAACACUUUAUAUAUUAUUGGUGGUUUUCGUAAUGGAAGUUCUUUAUGGAUUGAAGACAUUUGUGCUGAAGUUUUAUCAUUUAAUCAUGCUAAUAGAAGGUGGAAAAUGAAGCCUUCAAUGAAUCAUGACAGAGCAUUUCAUUCAUCUGUCAUAGUUGAUAGUAAGAUUUUUGUCAUUGGUGGCCGAAACUCAUUUGGAGAUAUUCUUUCUUCUGUGGAAGUUUUCAUUGAAGAAGAUAAUAGUUGGCAAGAAUGUCAAUCAUUGCCUUAUCCUGUUCUUAGUGCUGCUGUCACUGUUAUAGGCAAUUUUAUUUACAUUUUUGGUGGAAUCACAAUUGGAGAAAACAGUGAAAUUAUUUCUACUCAUACUCUAGUGUUUGAUCCGAAAUUAAAUAGUUGGUUCUUUGGAGCAGAAUUACAAAUUCCGUGUGCAUGUUCCGGAGCAGCAAACUUUUUAAAUCAUGCCUUUUUGCUUGGAGGUUUAAUAGAAGAAAGAGACAAUCUACAAAGCAUUCAAGAGAUUUUACAGUUAGAUAUAUUUUCUCAGACAUGGUCAGAGCUUGGAAAGCUUUCCGUUCCUAGACAUUCUCCAGUUACAGUUCAGAUUGGUUCUAAUAUAUAUGUUAUUGGGGGAUUCAGCACUCAAGAAGACAAAGCUGUUGCUAUUUGUGAAGUUUUAAAUAUAUCUGACGGGACUGUAACCCCUAUUGCGCCUUUGCCUCACCCAAUCAGUGGAAUGGCGGGAAUCAUCUUACCAUCAACAAUCACAAUAAGUGAAAAGGUGUUAUAACAUCAUUUUUAUUAUUUCCUGAAACACAUUCAUAUUCAUUUUUGUACUAUUUUUCCCAUUUGUUUCACUGAACCUAAUAAAGAAUA